Dentiscutata heterogama is the source of this 394-nucleotide messenger RNA. The record is from the annotation of a GenBank genome assembly. Lineage: Eukaryota; Fungi; Glomeromycota; Glomeromycetes; Diversisporales; Gigasporaceae.
AGUCUCACUAUCACUUCUCUACCGACACCACCAUUAAGAGGAAAUUUUAUCAAGGUCUCAGAAUAUUUUUCACAACAGUCACAUAGAAUAAAUAUAAACCAUGUUUUAUAUGUUCGAGGAUUUAUUCAUAUACAUGUUGCUCUUCAUGUAAACAUUGGUGAGGUUUUUUCAUGGAAAAAAUGCACAUUCUACGUCGACAAGGACAACAACCUCAAAUCUGCAUUAAUUGAACAUUCAAAGUCUUGUAAAGAUCUAACGCCUAUUAAUCUCAAUGAACAUCAUUGUAUAUGUUGUAGAGAAAUUCAUGACAUACAACAAGCUUGUUAUGGUGAAAAAUUAGAAUGCUGGUCAUCCGACAAUACUCUAAUAAAUUCCACAAUAUGGAAGGAAAAUA